This is a messenger RNA of Peromyscus eremicus (cactus mouse), 930 nucleotides long. RefSeq names its product Fc receptor-like protein 2. Gene Ontology annotation, cellular component: membrane. Bases 1 to 930 code for a protein of 309 amino acids. Gene Ontology annotation, molecular function: transmembrane signaling receptor activity. The record is from RefSeq and is a predicted model, not a curated record. The transcript has 5 exons. Gene Ontology annotation, biological process: cell surface receptor signaling pathway. Lineage: Eukaryota; Metazoa; Chordata; Mammalia; Rodentia; Cricetidae.
AUGCUGCUGUGGUCACUGCUUCUGGUUCUUGCUCCUGUGGGAGUCCACUCCGACUGGUUGAAAAUCAACAUGCCACAACAUGUUUAUGAAGGAGACCAUGUAGAUAUAAUCUGCAUGGGGGUAACGAAUCAUGACAUAAAGACACUAAAAUACUUCAAGGAUGGAUCUCAAAUAGGUACUUACAGCGGUUUCUGGAUCUACACCAUUUCCAGUGCAAGAUUCAGAGACAGUGGCUCCUAUUUCUGUAAGGCAGAUAGGAAAGUUUCCCUAUAUAUGGACAUGAAAGAAGAAACAAGAUCAAUGUGCCUUAAUGUCUCAGAGCUGUUUCCAGCACCUGUGCUGACAGCCAGCCCCCUGCAGCCCAUAGAGGGGAGUUCAGUGACCCUGUCCUGCAACACCCGGCUUCCUUCAGACAGGGCAACGACCCAGUUACGCUAUUCCUUCUUCAAAGAUGGACACACUUUGCAGUCGGAAUGGACCUCACCAAAGUUUACGAUCUCAGCAAUAUGGAAAGAAGACUCAGGAAAUUAUUGGUGUGAGGCGAUGACAGCAUCUCACAGUGUCUUGAAGCGGAGUCACCAGUCCUAUAUAGAUGUGGAGAAGGCCCCGCCCAAAGUGCGUCUGGUGAAUGGUCCCCACCACUGUGAAGGACGUGUAGAGGUGGAACAGGAAGGUCGCUGGGGCACUGUAUGCGAUGACGGCUGGGACAUGAAGGAUGUGGCAGUGGUGUGCCAAGAGCUGGGCUGUGGAGCAGCCAAGCACACACCUAUAGCCAUGUUGUAUCCACCAGUAGUUGAUGAAGCUCUACCUGUGCUCAUUCAGGUGGCCCUGUGCAAUGGGACAGAAAAGACCCUGGCUGAAUGUGACCAGGUUGAGACCUUUGAUUGUGGACAUGAUGAAGAUGCUGGGGCUGUGUGUGAAGGUGGGUGA